Strongylus vulgaris is the source of this 927-nucleotide messenger RNA. NCBI's taxonomy places the organism in Eukaryota, Metazoa, Nematoda, Chromadorea, Rhabditida, Strongylidae. The record is from the annotation of a GenBank genome assembly.
AUGGAAUAUAAGAGGGGCCGGAUCUACCUGAAUCCAGCCCUUCCUGAUAUGGAGCCAAAAGAUAGAAAGGAGAUAUAUGCGGAAGCACUAAAUACUCUGGCAAAGCUGCAUAGACUCGACUUUUAUAAACUCGGAUUGGAAAAUUAUGGAAGAAGAGGUGCACUCGAUAAUCUUGUGUUCCAUCCAACGGAGAACCGAGUUAUCGCUGUGUUGGAUUGGGAAACCUCAACGAUCGGAGAUCCCUUAGCAGACCUUGCCACCUUCCUCUUUGCUCAUUACAGUCCAAGCAGGAAUAACCUCUUGUCCGGAUUGGGGCACUUAAGCGAGCGUGAUCUCCAAAAUUUUGGAAUACCAACGGUCGACGAGGCACUUUUGAUGUAUGCCGAACUUCGUAGUAUUCGUCCUGUCGAUCCUAUGAGAUGGGCGUUUUACGUGGCUUUCGUCUUCUAUCGUUUUGCAAGUAUCAUUCAAGGAGUUUAUAAGCGUUCUUUGAUGAAAAAUGCCUCGUCAGCGGAAGCGCAUAAACUGGCACCCGUCGCGAAGUUAUUGGCAAUGAAUGGAUUGGCGUUUGUGAAAAGGAUGCGACAUAUGGGCGCACAAGCAAGGAAAUUCGCUAUAUUACUUAUCAAUUCUUGUCCGUUAUGGCGAUUCUCCGCAAUCACUCCACUUCUCCUUUCAGAUUUAUUACCAAUGACACCCCAAGCGCUGUCAGAAAAGGCACAAAAAUAUUACACAAUUGUCAAGGAUAUAAGCAAAGCGAAAUCACUAGGAGCAUGGAAUUUAUUCAUUUCGGAUUAUAUUGAUCCGGACAGAACUUAUGGAGUAGGUUUGACCAACGUGGAGUAUGCACACAUCUGCGAAGUAAUGGGAAGGAGUCCGUUUGCACCUGAGGUAAACAUUCUACAGCAAAGUUAUAAUAAUGCGUAA